AUCAGGUGUAAAUUCGCGUAAGAGUAAGAUUCGCAUAAAGAGUAAACUAAGGAAUAAUAAGCAGCAAAAUGAAAACUAUAUACUCCGUUGCACUUUUGAUGUGCCUGUUGGGCGUGUUUUAUGCCCAAGCACAAGAAAUUCGUUGCCCAGCGCCAAAAGAAGGGGAGGAUAUAGUUCUCAUCCCUCAUCCCACCAACUGUAAUCACUAUUUUGUUUGUGACUAUGGCCGACCGAUUGUGAUGAAGUGUCCUGAAGGUUUACACUUCAAUCCUGAAGUACAGGUCUGCGAUUAUCCAUUCAAUGUUGAAUGCAUUACUCAUUAAUCGAUUUAUGUGUAUAAUGACUUUAUUGCAUACAAUUAUAUAACAAUAUAUGGAUCGUUUUCUUGUUGAAUUAUUGUAUUACAUAAUCAUUA
Molecule: messenger RNA, 415 nt
Organism: Cyphomyrmex costatus
Lineage: Eukaryota; Metazoa; Arthropoda; Insecta; Hymenoptera; Formicidae
Product: peritrophin-1-like
Exons: 2
Coding region: 69-323 (84 amino acids)
Cellular component (GO): extracellular region
Molecular function (GO): chitin binding
Source: RefSeq, a predicted model, not a curated record